CAUCCCAACCCGAGAAAAUGAGGGCGCUACUCCCUCUCGCGAUGCUGGGCUCCGUCGCCCAAGCGCUCUACUUCUUCAUCGAUGGCACGACACCGAAAUGUUUCUUCGAGGAGCUGCCCAAGGACACACUCGUAGUCGGCCACUACAAUGCUGAAGAAUGGGACGACAACACGCGGUCGUGGUCUAAGCACGACGGCAUCAGUAUCUACAUCUCCGUCGAUGAAAUCUUCGACAACGACCACCGCGUAGUAUCCCAACGAGGUUCCUCCUCAGGCCGGUUCACCUUCACCGCCGCUGACGCCGGCGAACACAAGAUCUGCUUUACACCCUCGUCUUCCUCCGGUCGCCCGGGCUGGCUGUCCGCGCUCCAGCCUAACGGUGGUAUCAAGCUGACCCUCGACUUGGCCAUCGGUUCCUCCGAGAUUGAGUCGACCGACAAGACCAAGUUGAUGGACAUCAGUCAGCGUGUGCGCGACCUCAACGCGCGACUAUUGGAUAUCCGGCGCGAGCAGAUCUUCCAACGGGAACGCGAAGCCGAAUUCAGAGACCAGUCCGAAUCCACCAACUCGCGCGUCGUGCGAUGGAUGUUCAUCCAGAUCGUCGUGUUGGGCAUCACCUGCGCCUGGCAGCUCUCGCAUCUACGCUCCUUCUUCAUCAAGCAGAAGCUCACCUAAACCCCCCAUCUCCCAUUUCACAACACCCCCACACACAACCUUCUCUCCCCUUUUAGUAAUGAGCGAUGGGAGGGGAGGUCACGAUUUUGGCAGGGUAAAGGGGAGUUCUGGCUUUCUUCUCUACGUGUGUAUGUAUGUAUGUACGGGCGAGAAAUAAAAGGUUAUCGAUGUUAGA
Molecule: messenger RNA, 849 nt
Organism: Annulohypoxylon maeteangense
Lineage: Eukaryota; Fungi; Ascomycota; Sordariomycetes; Xylariales; Hypoxylaceae
Product: emp24/gp25L/p24 family/GOLD-domain-containing protein
Exons: 3
Coding region: 18-674 (218 amino acids)
Biological process (GO): endoplasmic reticulum to Golgi vesicle-mediated transport; intracellular protein transport; Golgi organization
Cellular component (GO): COPII-coated ER to Golgi transport vesicle; endoplasmic reticulum; Golgi apparatus
Source: RefSeq, a predicted model, not a curated record